GGGCAUUGGCACUUUCCUUUCUUAUUUAAUUUUUUGCGGGAACUUUUUUGAAAAGAAAAGAUAUGAGAUUAAAAAAAAAGCAGCAGAAAUUUUCAAAAAAAAAAUUGAGGGGGUAAAUGAAAAGGAAAGCGAACUUUCCGAGCUCCAAAUGCCAGAACUCCACGUAGGAAAAUGGUUACAGCUAAAAACCGAAGAUGUUAAGAAAAUAGUAUUUAAUUUAUUUUAUAGUAUUUUAUAAUUUUAACGAGGAGCGUCGAUGGCGCUUAAUUCUCGGCGAUGUCAUCUUUCGCAUGCCUGAGAUUUUCACCUGCUGCAGGCGUAACCCAUGCUCUCUUCUCCACCAUUUCCAAUUUCUCAUCUUUAUCCAUUUUUUUUCCACCUCUUUUUUCUCUUUUCAGCUUUCGGCUCUUUUUUUGACUCUCUUAUUCAAUCCAAAAAAAAAAAAAAUAAUUUUCAUCAUCAUAGUCUAUAAAUUGUGAGCUCAAAACAUGGAUUUUACAAAGCAGAUUAAUUAUCAGGUUUCGCUGUAUAUAACUCUGAGCGACGAUCAUGAAGUAUAAUUAUUGAGUAUAUAUGUUUUUCGAGCUAGAGGAUUGGUUUGCGUAUAUUCUUGCUUUUGGUUUUGGAUCUAUGGUAAUCUGAUUGGUUCUGGAAUUUGCAGAAGAGAGAGGCAUUUGUAUGAUUAGAAUUCUAGCUAAAUUUUGGCCUUGGAUUGAGGGAUGCUGACAUCUUGUGCUUAAUUUGUACCUAAUUUUUGUGAAAUGGAUUUGUAAAUUAGCGAUCGUCUUUUUGUUUCGUAAAUAUGUGUUGGAUUCGAUUGAGACAAUUGGGUUGCAAAUAGAAGAUAGGAUGUUAGUGACGUGUGAGAGUGUGUUGGUUUUGAUUUGAAGAUUUAGGCAUUGGAGGUAGUGUUUGUAGGCGUUGGGGGAAUACUAGAUUUUGACUGUGAGGUUGUGAAAGUUAGCUGAUAUGACAAUAGCUUGAUUAUGCAUAAUUGGUUGGUGGGUUGAAGAGGAAAAGAGUGUCUCACGGAGCUAAGAUAUUGUCUUUAUGCAAGUAAAUAGACCUGGGAACUUGUUGGGGAACAUGAUCAGGGAGGCGGCUAGCCCAUUUGAUCAAUUGAUUCUGAAAGAGUCUACAUCUGUUGUUGCUAAUGUGGGAAAAAAUGUAAAUAAUAAAAAUAUCUCUGUACAGACAGGUGAGGAAUUCUCCAUGGAUUUUCUUCAGGAGUGUGUUGGCACAAGAGCAACACCUGCUGUACCAGGUGCUGCUUACAUACAUGAGAAGAGAGUUGGGUUCAAUCAGAACCAGAACCAGCAGCUGGGGUACCAGGAUCUUGCCCGAAUUCUUGGGUUGGAAAGAGUGGAUUCCGAGUGUGCUUCUGAUGUUUCUGAUUUUGCAUCUGCAAAAGGGUCUUUUAAAGGGAGUGAAAAUGGGUCUUGUGUUGAAAAAAUAAGUAGAUACCAGAAGGAAGAUGGUGAUAUUGGACAAGUGGCAAGGAAGGCUUUUGGUGAAUUGAAUUGCGAUGUGAGCCAUCCAAAUGGUUUUGGACCAACUACUACACCCAUUUAUGUAUCUGACUCUCCUAGUUCCAGCAACUUUAGGGGGCAAGGAGCUUCUGAUGGAUCUCAAUCUGGGAAAAUGAAAUUUCUCUGCAGCUUUGGUGGAAAAAUAUUGCCUAGGCCUAGUGAUGGAAAACUCAGAUAUGUUGGGGGAGAGACGCGCAUUAUUUCCAUUCAGAAGUGUCUUUCUUGGGAAGAGCUUGUGAGGAAAACUUUAGAUAUCUGCAACCAACCUCAUUCAAUCAAGUACCAACUUCCAGGUGAAGAUCUUGAUGCCCUUAUAUCCGUGUCUUCUGAUGAAGACCUUCAGAAUAUGCUAGAGGAAUACCAUGGGCUUGAAAAGCUUGAAGGUUCUCAAAGGCUGAGGAUAGUUUUGAUUCCUUUUGGUGAAUCCGAAAAUGCAUCUUCUCUUGAGGCUAGCAUCAUUCAGCAGAGCAAUCCUGAUUACCAGUAUGUUGUUGCUGUUAAUGGGAUAGUAGAUCCUUGUCUUAUGAAAAUCUCUGGUGGGCAGUGUUUACCCAGUGAAGGAAGUCAACUAGGACCGGCAUUGGAUCAUAACCCUAGUUUCCACAAAUGUUGUCCCACUUCAGUGAUCCCAUCGGAGACUAAGGGUGCUUUUAAUGCCUUGCAUCCAUCUCAGAUUUUCCAUGAUUCUCAAAAUGCAACCAGGUUGCCACUUCCAUCUCCUCCUAUUACUCCACUACCUUUCCAACAUGGAGGUUCCAACAGUGUUUGUGCACAAGCAUUUGGUGACAACUCCAGCAUUGAAAGCAGUAGUUCCUUCAUUACGGCACACUUGAAUCCUGAGAACUGCGGCACAGAAAUUCCUAACUAUAAACAUGCCCAACAGGUUCCACCUGAUUUGAUGAAUUGUAGUCACCCUUAUGUAAAGGUUGAUGCCAGCCAGACAUACCAAGCAUAUGGAGGGCAGUUACUAAGCCCUAAUCCCAGGGAAGAUUCUCUGACUCUUUCAGUUUUAAACAAAAAUAAUAGUGAUUACAAUUGUGUCUCACAUGGGAGCUCUAUGCAUAAGGAAAGAUCGUAUCUUUUUGAAAAGCCUAUCUCACAUGCUGAUGAUCCAUUGAGUCUGUUGUCAGGAUCUGUUGAUUCCAUUGAUUCUCCCCCAAGCAUGUCACAUGCAUUUUCCGAUCCAAAGCUGCAGGAGCACGGAGGGAGAUCUGCUUACUGUUCACAAGAAGGAGCAAGCCUAUCUUCCCCUUUAAAUUUUGCAAAAACUCAACCACCUUCCCCUCUUGUUUCAAAUGCCAUGCAGGAAAGGUUGAUGCAACAACAUGAUAACAUUGAUAUUAGGAAGCCCAGGGCACAAAAUGAUUUGUCAGAAAUUGAAUCCACAUCAAAGUCAACAUGGGAUAUACUGAGUUCUUCUCCAAAUCCUGAACCUUCUUGCAGGAAUACACCUAUGCAUCAGGCUACUGGCGACAGUAAUGACAAAUGCCAAACAGCUAAAAUUGAUUUGAAUAAAUGCGGUUUCAUGACACCGAAUGGUUAUGAUGAACAUACUGCAAGCUUGGAUGCCAGGAACAGGUCUGAUAAAAAUGAUCCAUUUUUGCAUCAAGGUGGAAAGCUUUGUCAGGGUAGAUCCCCUGAUUGCUGUAUGGAGUACAACAAUAAAUUGUCUAAUGCGGACUGCAAUCAGACUUCUGGUUUUGCUAUUGAUACUUGGAAAAAAGAUUCACAAGUUCCUUCAUCCUUGGCUAUAGAAAAUAACAUAAAGCAUCCACAGACCUUGGACAAAAUCACAUCUGAUAUACUUGAAUGUUGUGGUUUCAGUGGGAAAGUAAUUGAUGGACGAGGGAGCAUUUCUUCUUGCAGUGGGAACCCUGAAGUCACAUGCUUAUUUCCAAAGACCAUAAAAGACUCAAGAGAUGAGUGUUCACUGGGUGAUCUUAUCUCUGAGUCAUUGAAUGGCCCAAUUUUGCAUGAACCACCACAAUUGCAGUGUGUUGCAAGUCAAAAGGAUAUACCAAAAGAAGAUAUGCUGAUGGGCUCAACCAAUUUGCAUCCAUCUCCAGUUCAUGUUGACUCUGGUCUAUGCUCAAACUUGCACAAGGAUGACCUUCAUGCUAUGUCACAGAAUCCAGCAAACAAUGCAGUUUUUAGGAGAGAGGUUUCUCUCAUUGAUGAUGACCUUAAUUUUCCCAAUCAAAAUGCUGAGAAGAUAGGAUCUUUGCAUGAGAAUUCAAUUGUAGAAGAUGUUAAAUUUGAGCAGACAGAACUCUCAAGCAAGAACAAAUAUCAAUUCCAACCACAGCCAGUAGUUAGUUUGGAAGAUGUGGUCGCUAGUGUGCCUUCUGGGAUUCAAGUUCCAUCUGCAGUUGUCCCACGUGUGGAUGUGAUAAGCAGUGAUAUUGUAUCUCCUAUUGCAACAGAGUUGGAGGAUGUCAUUCCAGAAUCUAAGUCUAAGGACGCUACGGUUGAUGCUCGAUACAAGGAUGAGUGCUUCAGUGAUGCCUUGAUAGCUGAAAUGGAAGCCAGCAUCUAUGGCUUGCAGAUUAUAAAAAAUGCUGAUCUUGAAGAACUGAGGGAGCUAGGAUCGGGUACAUAUGGAACUGUUUACCAUGGAAAAUGGCGGGGAACAGAUGUUGCUAUAAAGAGAAUAAAAAAGAGUUGCUUUUCUGGCAGAUCAUCAGAGCAAGAUCGGUUGACCAAAGACUUCUGGAGAGAAGCACACAUCCUCUCAAAUUUGCAUCAUCCAAAUGUGGUUGCAUUUUAUGGAGUAGUACCAGAUGGAACUGGAGGAACCUUGGCAACUGUAACUGAAUUUAUGGUAAAUGGGUCGCUUAGGACUGUCCUAAUCAAGAAGGAUAGAUCACUUGAUCGUCGUAAAAAGCUCAUAAUUGCCAUGGAUGCAGCUUUUGGCAUGGAAUACUUGCACUCCAAAAACAUUGUUCAUUUUGAUCUGAAAUGUGACAAUUUGCUUGUAAAUCUAAGGGACCCAGAACGACCCAUAUGCAAGGUUGGAGAUUUUGGAUUAUCAAGAAUCAAGCGCAAUACUCUUGUUUCUGGAGGUGUGCGAGGCACCCUCCCAUGGAUGGCACCAGAACUGUUAAAUGGUAGCAGCAGCCGGGUUUCUGAAAAGGUUGAUGUGUUCUCAUUUGGAAUAUCAAUGUGGGAAAUCUUGACUGGGGAGGAGCCAUAUGCCGAUAUGCAUUGUGGUGCCAUUAUUGGGGGGAUUGUGAAGAACACUCUUCGACCUCCUAUUCCGGAACAGUGUGAUCCUGAUUGGAGGAAGCUGAUGGAACAGUGCUGGUCUCCUGAUCCUGAAUCUAGACCAUCUUUUACCGAGAUAAUAAACAGGCUUCGAUCCAUCUCUAUGUUGCUUCAGCCCAAGGGACAAUACAAUCAGGCAAGACAGACGAGGCCUAAUGUUACGGCAUGAGUAGUCAUCGUUAUAUGCGAGCACUUGUUUUGUUUGUAGGUACGUCCGUAAACUUAAGUAUCUAUCUUUGAUGUAGAGGAUCAAAUCAUCAGAACGAUGAGCAUGAGUAGAGUUUGAUCAUUGAUGGCCAAAAUUUUCCCCCUUCUUACCGUUGUUAAUAAAUAUAUCGAUUCAUUUGUUUAUUCUUUUGUAACUGAGUAAUCAGGUGGUCAUAGUAGUAAGCCUGAUAGAGAGCAUUUACAGAGUUCUCCGGCCAGUUUAUUAUUGAUGAUUUUGUUGAAAAUAGUAUGUUUAUAUGUAUAUACACAUAUUCAGAAAAGAAAGAGAGAAAAAAAAAAGGUGCCAUGGUUUUCACAUGUUCAUUCAUUUUCUUGGUGGUGCUUGUUUGAACAGUAAUAUCGAAAAUUACAGGCAGAAAAUUUCUAUAUAACUUUAU
This is a messenger RNA of Durio zibethinus, 5398 nucleotides long. Its product is annotated as RAF-like serine/threonine-protein kinase 20. Gene Ontology annotation, cellular component: cytoplasm. The record is from RefSeq and is a predicted model, not a curated record. Lineage: Eukaryota; Viridiplantae; Streptophyta; Magnoliopsida; Malvales; Malvaceae. Gene Ontology annotation, molecular function: ATP binding; protein binding; protein kinase activity. Gene Ontology annotation, biological process: signal transduction; protein phosphorylation.